AUGGAGAACGAAGAUCUUAUUGAUUACGAGGAGGAGGUGUCCGUGCCUACCUCGAACACUGCCCCCGCAGACUCCAAGGCUGCAACUAGCGCCCCAGCGGGUGAUGCCGACGAAGGCAAGAAGGGAAGCUACGUGGGUAUUCAUUCUACGGGUUUCCGUGACUUUCUGCUGAAGCCUGAGCUGCUGCGUGCCAUUAGUGAUCUGGGCUUUGAGCACCCGUCGGAAGUGCAGCAGGAGUGCAUUCCGCAGUCGAUUCUCGGUAUGGACGUUGUGUGUCAAGCCAAGUCUGGUAUGGGUAAGACCGCUGUGUUCGUACUUGCGACACUGCAGCAGCUCGAGCCCGUCGAUGGCGAGGUGUCUGUGAUUGUCCUCUGCCAUACACGCGAGCUGGCGUACCAGAUCCGUAACGAAUACGCCCGCUUUACCAAGUACAUGCCCGAGGUGCGCACCUCGGUCGUGUACGGUGGUACGCCGAUCAAGGAGGACCAGGCUAUGCUUGCCGACAAGGCCAAGUGCCCCCACAUCCUUGUUGGCACUCCUGGCCGUAUGAACGGUCUGGUGCGGGACAAGUCGCUCAAGGCGGGUGAAGUGAAACACUUUGUCUUGGAUGAGUGCGAUAAAAUGUUGGAUAACCUUGAGAUGCGCCGCGAUGUGCAGGAGAUCUUCCGUGCUACGCCUCAUCACAAGCAGGUCAUGAUGUUCAGUGCGACGCUCGCGAAGGAAAUUCGCCCUACCUGCAAGAAGUUCAUGCAGAACCCUCUGGAGAUCUACGUGGACGACGAGACCAAGCUUACUCUCCAUGGUCUGCAGCAAUACUAUGUGCGUCUGGAGGAGGCCGCGAAGAACCGCAAGCUCAACGACCUGCUCGACACGCUCGAGUUCAACCAGGUAAUUAUUUUCGUCAAGUCGAUCUCGCGCGCAAACCAGUUGGACCAGCUGUUGCGUGAGUGCAACUUCCCCUCGAUUUGCAUUCACGGUGGCCUUCCACAGGACGAGCGCAUUAAGCGCUACCAGCAGUUCAAGAACUUUGAAAAGCGUAUCCUCGUUGCUACGGAUAUCUUCGGCCGUGGUAUCGAUGUGGAGCGUGUGAACGUGUCGAUCAGCUACGACACACCGUCCGAUGCGGACUCGUACUUGCACCGUGUUGGUCGUGCGGGUCGUUUCGGUACGAAGGGUCUUGCCAUCACGUUCGUUUCAAGCGACGAGGAUGCCGAGGUGCUCAAGCAGAUCCAGAGCCGCUUCGAGGUGGCCGUACCUGAGCUGCCCGACACCAUCGAGGCUAGCACGUACAUGAACGCGUAG
Molecule: messenger RNA, 1302 nt
Organism: Malassezia sympodialis ATCC 42132
Lineage: Eukaryota; Fungi; Basidiomycota; Malasseziomycetes; Malasseziales; Malasseziaceae
Gene: SUB2
Product: ATP-dependent RNA helicase SUB2
Molecular function (GO): RNA helicase activity; ATP binding; nucleic acid binding
Source: RefSeq, a predicted model, not a curated record